Chionomys nivalis (European snow vole) is the source of this 2101-nucleotide messenger RNA. It is a transcript of the gene Actr3b, whose product is annotated as actin related protein 3B. Gene Ontology annotation, molecular function: actin filament binding. The record is from RefSeq and is a predicted model, not a curated record. The transcript has 12 exons. Lineage: Eukaryota; Metazoa; Chordata; Mammalia; Rodentia; Cricetidae. Bases 95 to 1351 code for a protein of 418 amino acids. Gene Ontology annotation, cellular component: actin cortical patch.
CUCCCGGUGGCGGCACUCGCGGCCAACCGACGUCGCGGCACUAGCAGCCGGUCUUGACUGAGACAGGCGAGGAUCGAGCGCCUCGUGGCCGAGCAUGGCGGGCUCGCUGCCUCCCUGCGUGGUUGACUGCGGCACCGGGUAUACCAAGCUUGGCUACGCAGGCAACACUGAGCCACAGUUCAUUAUUCCGUCAUGUAUCGCCAUCAGAGAAUCUGCAAAGGUAGUUGAUCAAGCCCAAAGGAGGGUGCUGAGAGGAGUUGAUGACCUUGACUUUUUCAUAGGGGAUGAAGCUGUGGACAAACCUACCUAUGCUACCAAGUGGCCUAUACGACAUGGCAUCAUUGAAGACUGGGAUCUUAUGGAAAGGUUCAUGGAACAAGUGGUCUUUAAGUAUCUUCGUGCUGAACCCGAGGACCAUUAUUUUUUAAUGACAGAACCUCCACUGAACACACCAGAAAACAGAGAGUACCUUGCAGAAAUCAUGUUUGAAUCAUUUAAUGUACCAGGACUCUACAUUGCAGUACAGGCAGUGCUGGCUCUUGCAGCCUCAUGGACGUCCCGGCAAGUUGGUGAGCGCACACUGACGGGAAUAGUCAUAGACAGUGGAGACGGUGUCACCCAUGUUAUCCCAGUGGCAGAAGGUUAUGUAAUUGGAAGCUGCAUCAAACACAUCCCAAUUGCAGGUAGAGAUAUUACGUAUUUCAUUCAACAGCUGCUAAGGGAGCGGGAGGUGGGAAUCCCUCCUGAGCAGUCACUGGAGACCGCAAAAGCCAUUAAGGAGAAGUACUGUUAUAUUUGCCCUGAUAUUGUCAAAGAAUUUGCUAAGUAUGACAUGGAUUCCCGGAAGUGGAUCAAACAGUACACGGGGAUCAAUGCGAUCAACCAGAAAAAGUUCAUUAUAGAUGUUGGUUAUGAAAGGUUCCUGGGACCAGAAAUAUUCUUUCACCCUGAGUUCGCCAACCCGGAUUUCAUGGAGUCCAUCUCGGAUGUCGUUGAUGAGGUCAUACAGAACUGUCCCAUAGAUGUGCGUCGGCCGCUGUACAAGAAUGUCGUUCUUUCUGGAGGCUCCACGAUGUUUAGAGACUUUGGACGUCGUCUACAGAGAGACUUGAAAAGAGUGGUGGAUGCCAGGUUGAAGCUGAGUGAAGAGCUCAGUGGGGGCAGAAUAAAGCCUAAGCCUGUGGAGGUGCAGGUGAUAACACACCAUAUGCAGCGCUAUGCUGUGUGGUUUGGAGGUUCCAUGCUGGCCUCAACCCCGGAGUUCUUCCAGGUCUGUCACACCAAGAAGGACUAUGAGGAGUAUGGCCCCAGCAUCUGCCGCCACAACCCUGUCUUCGGAGUCAUGUCCUAGUGUCUGCCUGGGCACCAUCGUCUGACAGUGUCAUGUUGGGAAUAAGUGUCCUUCAGAACCCAGAGCAGCCGGGCUCCUGUAGAUAGCAGUGCAAGCAGGGUGCUCUCACCACCAGUGCGUGGGACUGGCUGCAGUCCUUCCCGUCAAGCCAUCUAUCCAGUUACUGUUCGUGGCCCUCCCCCAUUGUCCUCCCCCCUUUUCCCCCUUCCCCUCCCACUUUCUCUCCUUUCCAUCUGAGCUUCUAGUUGAAAAGUACAGCUCUGAAGAAGUUCCUCGCAACCUUAGAAACUACUAAAGGAACCAUGAUGCAAAGCGGUUUCUCCAGGAAAGAAUGUGGGGUGGACCCCUGGCCUUCUCAGCCUAUUUUUGUAAAUAAAAUGUUAUAAACUUGAAAUACAUGUUUAUAUUUCCUAUCAUUUUGUAUUUUAUGGUAUUUGGUAUAACCGACUGACACCAAGCAUGAAUAAGUCUGGAUGUCACGGAGUUCUGUAAUAAAGUGUUUAACUGUGAGGCAUGUUCUGAUGUGUGUAUAGGCAAACAAAGCAGCAAGCUUUAUGCCACAUGCCUGCUGGGAAACGAUCACAUGUUAUCGGGGGUGAUGUGAAGUCUGGACACUAACCAGUGUUGGAUGAGCGUUGCUCCAGAUGUGCCUGAGCUUCCUGGGCUGUUUUAUAGAAGAUGACAGACGGGCCAAUGUUGCUGAUGUUGGAUGAAAUGCUAGCCACACUGUUGUAAUAAAAGCUGCUAGAA